Coprinopsis cinerea okayama7#130 is the source of this 2224-nucleotide messenger RNA. RefSeq lists its product as hypothetical. The transcript has 18 exons. The coding region runs from base 1 to 2145 and encodes 714 amino acids. Gene Ontology annotation, biological process: DNA-templated transcription. Gene Ontology annotation, cellular component: nucleus. Gene Ontology annotation, molecular function: zinc ion binding; DNA binding. NCBI's taxonomy places the organism in Eukaryota, Fungi, Basidiomycota, Agaricomycetes, Agaricales, Psathyrellaceae. The record is from RefSeq and is a predicted model, not a curated record.
AUGCCCAGAGCAUCGUCCGCGACGACAAAGCCGUCGUUGUCGACAGACCCCUUGACGAUGCCUCCUCAGCACCCCAACGUCCUCAAGCGAAACCAGGCGUGUCACCAGUGUCGACGGAGGAAGUUGAAAUGGUAUGAAGAUACCCAUUUCUUGACUAGGAGGCGGCUCAACACUCCACAACAGCGACGCCAAACGACCGUGUUCAACAUGUGUUCGCCGGAAUGCACUUUCGACGAAAUCGCUGAACAUAACCCGACUGUCUCUGAGGGACCGAAAAACAAGUACGAACGCCUGGAAAAUCGAAUCAACGAGUUGGAGACUUUGUUGAGGCAGAAAGAUCACGCUCUCCUCAACUCCAGACAAGCGUCUGAAGCGAAGACGACUGGAAGUAUUGUUGCCCCCCACUCCUUGAGUACAGCGAACUUCGGUGAUAUUCUCCCCGGCGCCACGAGCAGGCAGUACAGCCUUGCUCUCUCUGACGCAGGCAAUAGCCCGACCUCCAUGCUCACCACGACAACCAAUUUGAAUGGUUCUCCCUCUGGUUUGGAUUUGAUUUGGCCUAAUUGGCCCCCAAGGCUCCCUGCACCCGACUUAUUACGGCACUUAGUGGAAGUCUUUUUCCUCUUUCACCCUCACGCAUCUCGACUCUUCCAUGUGCCGAGUUUUAUGAACUCUCUUGCGCUUCCCCCCACACACCCGAAAUUCCCAGCCACACCCGUCCUUCACUCCAUCUGUGCAAUAGGAAGCCUUUACACCGCCGCAGUGACCUCUCCUCCUCUCCCGAACUUUGAUGAAGUCCCGCCUGAUGAAAUCUUCCUCGAGCGCCUUCGCGCGAAGGAGCAGCGACCCGAUUCCUUUGCAGAACAACAUGCCAAACUCGCGCGGGAGACGGCGGAGCACAUGAACACUCUAGGCGAGAACCUCUUCCAAGUUCUGCAAGCUAAUAUCGUAUUGACCUGGUUUUACUGGUCGCAUGGCAGAUGGGUCGACAUUUUCCUCGGAUCUGCCCAUUCCAUGCGGCUCACAGUCCCUCUUGGGUUAAAUAUGUGCCCACCAUUCCACUCAAUAACCAAGUCCGAAAGGCCGCCUUCAAUUCUUACACCCGCUCGAACCGUCAUCGAAGAUGAAACCAGAAGAAAUGCGUUUUGGUUGGCUUAUGCAACCGAACGCCAACACGGUGCCGGAAACGGAUGGGCUCUGAGUUUGGAUGAUCAAGAUAUCUCACAGCUUCUUCCUGUGCGUGGGGACUUAUUCGAGCAAGGAACCCUCGUGCCUCCAUUAGAUCGCCAAUGGGCCCAUACACGCGACCUUCUCUUAACCCACCCAGAUAGCCAGACUGAUUCCUUCAUGCUAUACAUCAAGGGGACUAUUCUGAUCUCUCGCGUCAAAGCCUUUAAUAUGAGGUUCCGUUCAAGGCAUUUCGCAGGAGAUGCCGCUGUCGCCUGCUCCUUUAGCGAGAACAUACAGUCUCCAGACCCGGUCGAUCCUCGAGGUUCCCCAGCUUUCGUUGAACUGGACACUACCAUUUCUUCCUUCAAGUCCUCUUUCCCGGCUCAUUUGAAAACACCUAUCGUCGAUAACGUCGUCGACAAUCAUUUAUACACGGCCUUCCUGAUGCCCCACGUCGCUAUGAUCGUGCUUCACGAUCCCCACGCCGAAGUUAGGCAGUCGGGGUGCAUAUCAGCGCUAAAAAUUCUCACUUCCGCCAGAGCGAUUCUGGACCUGAUAUACAGUGUGUCUUCGACUAGUUUCGACAUAACCCUCCUCGACUCUUUCUGUUCCUUCUGCUGGUUCCUCAGUGGGCGCGUAUUGGUUAGGUUCCUCCAGGUGGCUUUGGAUGCUCGCAUACCGGACCAAAUCUCGACUCUAAAGGCAGAGAUAGAUUUCAUUCACACCUCUAUCGCCAAAGUUGGGCAACGGAUACCCCUUGCACAUCGUUUUGGGAAAAUGUUGGAGGACCUUCUUAAGAAACGAUGCGGCCCUCUUUCGUCCAUACCUAUGAAUCUCUCGUUCGCGGGAUCAAGCGAUGCCAGUGCGACCAUUAGAACUUUGUUCGAGGGUUGUGACGGGUCGACCGACAAUAACGACAUGAUCAACCUUCACCAAACCUUACAUGAAUCCGGUACUUACCUUCAUAUGCCAUAGACACUAAUGACCCUUUUUUGUGUGUACAUUACUGUAUGACUGCCUGUAACAUAAGCACUUACGGACAUUUUCUUGACGA